AUGGAGGAUGCUGGCAAGGACGCCACCAGAUUCACUGCCCAUUCUCUGCCCAGUGACCCCCGGCUCUUGGCCACCGUGACCAAUGCUUACUUGGGCACACGCGUGUAUCAUGAGACACUGCAUGUGAGCGGCGUGUACAAUGGGGCUUGGGGGGAUACGCACCGGGCCAUUCUGCCCAGUCCCCUCAAUGUCCAGCUGGAGGCCCCUGCAGGAUCAGGAGAGCAGCUGACCAAGACCUUUGUCCUGGACACUAACACAGGCUCCUUCCUGCACACCCUGGAGGGCCCCAGCUUCCGGGCCUCGCAGCGCAUCUAUGCCCAUCGCACGCUGCCUCACGUCCUGGCCUUCAGUGUGUCGAUCACCCGCUUGGCCACAGGGAGCUGGCCCGUCACUGUGCUGCUGCAGUCAGACUUCUCCCCGGAAAGCCCGGACUUGGACCUGCAUCUGGGUCCUGACUUCCAGGGAGCCCGGUACCUGUACGGCCACACACUCACCCCUGAGCAGCCUGGGGGGGCACAGCAGGAGGUGCACAUGCUGUGGACGCCGGUGCCCCCAGCCUUGACCCUUGGGGAAGGGGAGGAGGAUGGGACGUGGGAGUUCCUGACGGUGGUGGGUGGCAGCCAGGCCGAAGCCCAGGCCUGCCUCGCCGAUGCCCUGCAGCUGCAGGCCAGGCGCACUCUCUACGUGGCCCAUGCACAGGCCUGGGCCCAGCUCUGGGCAGGCUGUGGCCUGGAUGUGGAGGGGCCCCUGCGUCUGCGCCAGGCCUUGCGUGGAGCUCUCUACUACCUGCUCAGUGCCCUGCCCCAGGCCGGGGCCCCAGGAUACGUCUGCCACGGCCUCAGCCCAGGGGGCCUCUCCAACGGGAGCCGUGAGGAAUGCUACUGGGGCCACGUCUUCUGGGACCAGGACCUCUGGAUGUUCCCCAGUAUCCUGAUGUUCCACCCAGAGGCCGCCAGGGCUCUCCUGCAGUACCGCAUCCGGACGCUCGGUGGGGCCCUGUACAACGCCCAGAACCUAGGCUACCAGGGAGCCAAGUUUGCCUGGGAGAGCGCGGGCUCCGGCCUGGAGGUCUGCCCUGAGGCCGUUUAUGGGACCCAGGAGAUCCACAUCAACGGGGCCGUGGUGCUGGCCUUCCGGCUGUACUACCACACCACCCAGGACCUGCAGCUGUUCCGAGAGGCUGGGGGCUGGGAUGUGGUCAGUGCCGUGGCUGAGUUUUGGUGCAGCCGCGUGGAGUGGAGCCCUGAGGAGGAGGGGUUCCACCUGAGGGGAGUCAUGCCCCCUGACGAAUACCACGCAGGGGUCGACAACUCCGUGUACACCAACGUCCUGGUCCAGAACAGCCUGCGCUUUGCUGCUGCCCUGGCCCAGGACCUGGGUCAGCCCGUCCCCAACCAGUGGCUGGUGGUGGCUGAUAAGAUCAAGGUGCCCUUUGACCCGAAACUGAAUUUCCACCCUGAGUUUGAUGGGUACCAGCCUGGAGAGGAGGUGAAGCAGGCAGAUGUUGUGCUCCUGGGGUACCCCAUCCCCUUCCCCCUGAGUCCUCAAGUUCGCAGGCAAAACCUGGAGAUGUAUGAGGCUGUGACGUCCCCCCAGGGCCCUGCCAUGACCUGGAGCAUGUUUGCAGUGGGCUGGAUGGAGCUGAAGGACCCCGGGCGGGCGUGGGACCUUCUGCAGAGGAGCUUCGCCAACGUCACAGAGCCCUUCAAGGUGUGGACGGAGAACGCAGACAGGUCGGGUGCCGUGAACUUCCUGACAGGCAUGGGGGGCUUCCUGCAGGCGGUGCUCUUUGGGGUCACGGGAUUCAGGAUCACUGAGGCCGGUUUGACCUUCGACCCCAUGUGUCCAGCGGGGAUCUCCGGAGUGUGCGUCUCUGGCAUCUCCUACCAGGGGAGCAAGCUUGACUUUUCCUUCUCCGAGGGUUCUGUGACAGUUGAGGUCACUGCCCGAGCAGGGCCCUGGGCCCCCCCGCUGGAGGCUGAGCUGUGGCCAUCACAGAAUCGGCUCCCCCUGUCCCCAGGACACAAGGUCUCGUUUCCCUGCUCAGCUGGCCGGAUACAGAGGUCACACCUGUAGGAAGCAGGGGCAGCAAAUUCUCUCCAAGAGUUUCCUGGGAGGAUUUUUUGAAGACAUGAAACAUCUGCGCAGAGCCCACGGGACCCCCUCUGGGACACCCUUGGGCCCUCCAGCCCCACCGAGUCCCCCCCGCCCCCCACCCAGUCCUGGCCACUCCCUCUGCGGCAACUGGGCAAGGGCUGGACAAUGUCUGCUCCCCUCACCAACUGUGGAGACCAGAAGACCAUGCCCUGCUUGGAGACAUGUACCCGGCUACACACAGGCUGA
Molecule: messenger RNA, 2343 nt
Organism: Lipotes vexillifer (Yangtze River dolphin)
Lineage: Eukaryota; Metazoa; Chordata; Mammalia; Artiodactyla; Lipotidae
Gene: PGGHG
Product: protein-glucosylgalactosylhydroxylysine glucosidase
Biological process (GO): carbohydrate metabolic process
Cellular component (GO): cytosol
Molecular function (GO): protein-glucosylgalactosylhydroxylysine glucosidase activity
Source: RefSeq, a predicted model, not a curated record